Molecule: messenger RNA, 330 nt
Organism: Salvia splendens (bonfire salvia)
Lineage: Eukaryota; Viridiplantae; Streptophyta; Magnoliopsida; Lamiales; Lamiaceae
Product: calcium-binding protein CML38-like
Exons: 1
Coding region: 1-330 (109 amino acids)
Molecular function (GO): calcium ion binding
Source: RefSeq, a predicted model, not a curated record
AUGAAAUCAUGCACAACAUAUUGCAAGAGAGUUUUCAACUCAUUCGACCAGGACAGAGAUGGCAAGAUAACUCCCUCGCAGCGGCAGAGCUGCCUAGCGAUGAUGGGCGGCGGGCUGUCGGCCGAGGAGGCGGAGAUGGUGGCUCAGCCUCUCCUCUCCGGUGGGCUGGUAGGGCUGGCCGAGUUUGCCAGUUUAGUGGAGGGCGACGACGAAGAGGAGAAGAAGAGGGAAGACUUGAGAAAGGCGUUUGAGAUGUAUAAGAAUGAAGGGGAAGAAUGCAUUACUCCAAGAAGCCUGAAAAAUAUGUUGGGGAGAUUGGAGUGUGGAUGA